Erpetoichthys calabaricus (reedfish) is the source of this 2651-nucleotide messenger RNA. It is a transcript of the gene tap2a, whose product is annotated as transporter associated with antigen processing, subunit type a. Gene Ontology annotation, biological process: transmembrane transport. The coding region runs from base 99 to 2501 and encodes 800 amino acids. The record is from RefSeq and is a predicted model, not a curated record. Gene Ontology annotation, molecular function: ATP binding; ATP hydrolysis activity; ABC-type oligopeptide transporter activity. NCBI's taxonomy places the organism in Eukaryota, Metazoa, Chordata, Cladistia, Polypteriformes, Polypteridae. The transcript is spliced from 12 exons. Gene Ontology annotation, cellular component: membrane.
AGUAACACAGAUCGUCUAAACCUAAUUUAUACCGACGCUGUCUACUAAACUUAUGUGUGUGAGUCAACCGACGCUAUUUUGGCGAUAUAUUUACGCUCAUGUUUAAAUAUUUAAAACGAUUGCGUAUCUACAGGGGGAUUUCCCCUUUCUCGCAAACUGAAAGUGAAAGUCAGAAGCCGGAUACCUACCUAUUCCAUGGCUCAAAGCUUUUACUGUCGUCUGUCAUUCAAGAGGGAGAUAAAGGUUUUGUAGAGGUUUGGUUUUUCUUCUCCUUGUCCAUGCAGAUGACAACCAGCGGAAUGAAGCUGCUCGUGUAUGCUGUUAUAACCUUUAUAUGCUGCGAUGUGGUGAUUAGCCUGCUGCUACAGUACUGGACACAACUGCUGCUUCGUCACCUGGAUCCACUCGCCUUCGAGUCCCUCGUCUGCCUCUGGCUGCCUGCCUUGAUUCGUUUCUCCGUCAUGUAUCUCUCUUCAGUGGUCAUACACUCUCGGAUUGAGAGUGAAAGCGCUUUAUCUUGGCGGGCCUUAGUCCUCUGUUUGGUCACUCAGUGUCUCCUGCUGCCGGGAUAUCAGACCGGGCAAUUAGCCCUGUACCAGAGACCUUUAGUAAUAGUGACGGGCUCACCUGCCCUCGGCUUCUUUCUGCUGUCCAUUGUGACAUCGACUGCAGCGUGUCUGACGUGGGAGAUGCUGGGUACCGGUGGAAUCAAAAUGACCAAAACGGCCAGGGACUCUAACGGAGAGCGCAAGAAACAGGAGGCGCGUGUCCUAUUUAGGAGGGUUGUUGGCUACUCACGUCCAGACGCCCCAUUACUCGCAGGAGCCUUCCUCUUUCUCACUCUAGCAGUUACCUGUGAAAUGUUUAUCCCCUACUAUACUGGUCAGGUCAUCGACAUUCUAGGGUCCAAAUAUAAGCAAGACACCUUCAUCAUAGCUAUUAUGCUAAUGGCUCUGUUUUCUUUAGGAAGCUCUCUUUCAGCUGGUUUACGUGGUGGUCUGUUCAUGUGCACACUUUCCCGCCUCAAUAACAGGGUGAGGAACAUGCUGUUUAAGUCACUGGUACAGCAGGAAAUUGGCUUUUUUGAAUCCACUAAGACAGGGGACCUAACGUCUCGGUUAUCAACAGACACAACGCUGAUGAGCCAGUCUGUAGCAAUGAAUGUCAAUAUCUUCCUACGUAGUGUAAUAAAAUCUUUUGGGGUGCUCUCCCUUAUGGUCAAACUUUCAUGGCAGUUGACCCUUAUUACUUUCAUUGAAACUCCUCUGAUUGGGAUUAUUCAAAAAAUUUAUAAUACGUACUUUGAGGCUUUGGCAAAAAAGGUACAGGAUUCAAUUGCACUAGCAAAUGACACAGCAGGUGAAGUAGUUUCUGGUAUUAAGACAGUUCGGAGCUUCUCAGCUGAAGACAGAGAGGCAGAAAGAUAUGAAAAGAAUCUUCAGGAUAUUCACAACCUGAAAACUAAGCGUGAUACAAUUCGAGCAGCAUACCUGCUAAUUCGAAGACUUGUAACACUUGCAUUUCAAGUCAUCAUGCUUUACUAUGGACAACACCUCAUCCAUUCAGGACAGAUGACCACUGGAAACUUGGUGUCCUUUGUUCUUUAUCAGUCAGAUCUUGGCUCCUACAUCCGUACAUUAGUUUACAUUUACUCAAAUAUGUUAAACUCAGUUGGAGCAGCAGCAAAGGUUUUUGAGUAUUUAGACCGUAAACCAAAGAUUUUAUCCAAUGGAACCAAACAGCCACCUUCACUUAAAGGCUAUGUGUGCUUCAAGAAUGUUUCUUUCUCUUACCCAAGCAGACCAGCUGUUCCAGUGCUGAAGGAUGUAUCUUUGGAAUUAAAGCCUGGCAAAAUCACUGCACUUGUGGGACCAUCAGGAGGUGGAAAAUCAACCUGUGUGUGUCUGCUGGAACGCUUUUAUGAUCCACUAAUAGGAGAAAUCCUGUUAGAUGGGAGUCCUAUUCAGGACUAUGACUUCAAGUACCUCCACAGAAAGAUUGCCAUGGUGGGUCAGGAACCAGUUCUCUUUGCAAGCUCCAUCAAGGAAAAUAUUACUUACGGAUUACCAGACUGUUCUGUGGAGCAAACUCAGGCAGCAGCACGUAAAGCCAAUGCACAUGAGUUCAUCAUGAGCCUGGAGCAUGAAUAUUUAACAGAUGCUGGUGAGAGAGGAAGUCAGCUUGCUGGUGGACAGAAGCAACGAAUUGCCAUUGCUAGAGCACUAGUCAGAGAUCCUCAAAUCCUUAUCUUGGAUGAAGCAACCAGCUGCCUAGAUAUCGAAAACGAACAUCUGAUUCAAGAAGCUCUGAGUAGUUUUAAGAACCGAACAGUCCUGGUGAUUGCUCACAGGUUAAAAACAGUGGAGAAUGCCGACAACAUAAUUGUGCUUGAUGGUGGAGUUGUGGUCGAGCAAGGGACACACAAAGAGCUGAUGGCCAAUGAAAGCUGCUACUACAGACUAGUUCAGAGAUGCUUUGAAAAUGAAGAUUUACCCUCAUGAAACCACCAGUUUGAUUUAGAAGGACAUAUGCUGUAGACCAUUUUAAUUCUGAGAGCUUUGGAAGUGAGUCCCAGUGUUUGAAAGUGUUGAAGAUUUCAAAACACUUGACAGUUGGGAGAAUAUGCUUGUGGUUCAUUUCUUUCAUUGCUU